This is a messenger RNA of Neopelma chrysocephalum (saffron-crested tyrant-manakin), 993 nucleotides long. RefSeq names its product basic salivary proline-rich protein 1-like. Lineage: Eukaryota; Metazoa; Chordata; Aves; Passeriformes; Pipridae. The transcript has a single exon. The annotation marks the transcript as partial. The record is from RefSeq and is a predicted model, not a curated record.
GGCCUCCGCUUGCACCGCAGCCUCCAGCUCUCGCUGCUCGUCCGCGCCGCCCGCCACCGGUACCUGAGCGCCCGCGCCGCCGCCGCCGCCGCCGGGACCCUCCCGGGGCCGGUACCGGCACCGCCCGGGGACACGGCGGGCGGAGAGAACCCCCUGGAACGGCGGGACCCCCCGAGGGACACCGCCGGGCACCCCCCGAACCGACCGAGCGGGGACCCCCGCACCGCCUGCGACCACCCGAGGGACCCGAGCGGGGACCCCCGCACCGCCCCGGGCCGAGGGGACCCCCCGAUGGACACGAGCGGGGACCCCCGCACCGCCUGCGAUUCCCUUAUGGACACUAACAGGGACCCCCGCACCACCCCGGACCGAGGGGACCCCCCAAUGGACACGAGCAGGGACCCCCGCACCGCCUGCGACCACCUUAGGGACCCGAACGGGGACCCCCGCACCGCCUGCGACCACCCGAGGGACCCGAACGGGGACCCCCGCACCGCCCCGGACCGAGGGUACCCCCCGAUGGACACGAGCGGGGACCCCCGCAGCGCCUGGGACCCCACCCGACCGACCGGGGACCCUCUCACCGGCCAGAAACGGGGGGACCCCCCGAUGGACACGAGCGGGUACCCCCCGAACCGACCGACCGGGAAGCUCCCCUCGAGCGCCCCAACCUAUGACCCACAGACCCCACAGACCCCGGACCUCGCGAACCGGGACCCUCCCCAGGACUUCCCGAGCCGGGACCGUGACUCGCCCCCUCGGGACCCCCCGAGCGCUGCCCCGGGAGCCCCCCGGCCUCCCGGAGCCCCCCGGGCCGGGCGGAAGCGGCGCAGCGGCGGCUCGGCGGGGCCGGGGCUGGGGCCGGUCCCGAGCAAACGGGCGCGGCUGGAGGCGGAGGAGCCGCCGGUGCCCCCGGGGCCGCCCGGGCGCUGCUUGGGGGGGGCUCCCGCCGCUGCCUUCGGGCUCCUGGUCCGCGCCAUCGGGGCGUGCUGA